This is a messenger RNA of Camellia sinensis, 837 nucleotides long. The record is from RefSeq and is a predicted model, not a curated record. Lineage: Eukaryota; Viridiplantae; Streptophyta; Magnoliopsida; Ericales; Theaceae.
AUGCCGUUGGGGGACAAAAACCUGACUGACUUUGCCCCGUUGCCACCACCCGUAGACCCACUGAAGGAGAGGAGCAAACAAGAGGUGGAGGUAGUGUUGAAGAAAACAAAGAAAAAGAGAGCUGCCACUGAGGGGAGUAAGAAUGCCCUAGUUUUGAAGAAGUUGAAGGAGAGGAAGACGGAGGGGGACUCAGAAAAGGAGAAGCCAGAGGAGGAAAAGGUGAAGGAGGCUCCAGAAAAGGAGACCGCCGAAGCCGCGAAGGGUGACAAGGGCCCAAGCGCCCAAGUGCUGGAAGAACACGUGGAGACCGCCCAGGCGGCGAAGGAAGACAAAGGUCCGAGCACCCAAGGGGUGGCGACGGUGAUAAAACUGGAAGCGGAGCGCCGUAAGGCGAUAUUGCUGGAGUUCGAACUGGAAGGCGAGAAGAAGCAACUGGAGUCGGUCCGAGAAGCCUGCACCACCACCAAUGAAAGGUGGGAAGAGGCUCUGGCCAAUAAUGAGGAUCUGCACGCUCAGUCAAUCAAGGACAAGGAAGAAGCAGAUCAGCGGAUUGCUGAGUUGGAGAAGGUUUUAGCGGAGGAAAGGGUCAAAUUGGCGUUGGAGAGAGCGGCGCACCCCGACCUGUGUAAGGCGGCGGUGGAGCAAUUAAAGGAGUCGGUCGAAUUCCAGAUAGCCAUUGACGCCGCUGUCGCUAGGAGCUUGGCGAGAGAGGGGGAUGGGGGGGCUGGACCAUUAAGAGCGGUCGUUGGAAGUAGGAGCGAAAAGGAAGUGAUCCAGAGCUUCCAGCGGUCGGACUUCUACGAGCAUGAAAUGGCUAAGUUCUGGGAUAGUGGCUAG